AUGAUGGACGGCCGCCUGGUGCAGACGUCGUGCCGGACGACGCACUUUUCGGCGGUGGAGGCGACGCUGCGGGAUUGGCCCGAGGUCGAGGCAGUCGGGUCCUUCCGCGAGAAGAAGAACAACAAGGGGGACAUCACGACAGUGUUCGUCACCUUCCGCGACGAGGCGGCGGCGAAGGCGGCCAGGGCGAAGCUCGAUGCCAUUCCCGGUAUCGUUGAGGCGACCACUGCCUUGUCUGCCUCUCCGGAGCAGGAGAAGGGGGCGGCCAGCGGCAGUCAAAGCAAGCGCUCGCAGAGGAAGAAGGGCAACGCCGGUAGUGACAAGAAGAGCCUCGCUGCGGAGUUCUUGAACUUCGAGUCGUAUGAGGAUCAAAAGCAGCGCAAGACACACACGAGGAGGGGGAGCAACGGCGUGCCGGAGGUGGCGGGUGCGGAGACGACGCGUAGGGGCCGCGGUGGGCGUGGAAUGGGCCGUGGCAGUAACAACAACAGCCGUGGUGCCGGUGGCAAUCACCGUGGGAUGCGUGGUCGCAGUGGCGCUCAUCUGCAGCCGCCGCCGAGCUUUCACCCACCGCCGCAAAGCUUUCAGCCGCCGCAGCAGUACCAGCAGGACCAGUACCAGCAGGACCAGUACCACCCGCCGCCGUGCCUACCGCCGUUCGAGGCGAACGUUGCCUUCGUUGACAACGUGCCAUUCGGCACCACGAAUAAGCACCUCAUGGAGCACUUCUCCCCCUUUGGCCGCAUUCUCGAUGUGAACCGUCUCGAGUUGAUGGUCAUGAUCUGCUUCGACAACCCGGAGUCGGUGCAGCAGUGCAUCCAGCACAUGAACGGCACCAAGAUCCACGACAACGUCAUCACGGUGAGCAGCGGCACCGUCCGCAUCCCCGGCAGCGUCGCAAUCCAGAUGGGUGUUUAA
Molecule: messenger RNA, 918 nt
Organism: Leishmania mexicana MHOM/GT/2001/U1103
Lineage: Eukaryota; Euglenozoa; Kinetoplastea; Trypanosomatida; Trypanosomatidae
Product: putative RNA-binding protein
Exons: 1
Coding region: 1-918 (305 amino acids)
Biological process (GO): mRNA splicing, via spliceosome
Cellular component (GO): ASAP complex; cytoplasm; nucleoplasm
Molecular function (GO): RNA binding
Source: RefSeq, a predicted model, not a curated record